CACAUGCGCGUUUCUCCUCUUCUGAUAUCCGGCUUUCUUCUGCUGGUCCCUUGAAGGUUUUUCCUCUGUGGCCGAACUGGACAGCAAGCGAAACAAUGACCUUAUUAAAGUUAUGAACUUGGUAUGAUGAUCGUGGGAUGAUUGGAACGUUUCGAUCGAUGGAUGUGUGUAAUCGCGCGUUUUUAAAAGCUUUACCGUAACAGGAGCUCGCGCAGCAGCAGCGCUCUGAGAUGAUGGCACCCACAAAGAUUAAGCUGCGUUUGAGGAAGAAGGAGAAAGGCUCGACAAAGUCAUCUCAGCGGCAGCGGCAGCAGUCACUCCGUCCUGAGACGUCCCCGGACUCAAAGUGUCCGAUCUGCCUGGACCGCUUUGUGAACGUGGCAUCUGUGGAGCGCUGCCUGCACCGUUUCUGCUUUCGCUGCAUCCGUGAGUGGGCCAAGAACAAAGCGGAGUGCCCACUUUGCAAGCAACCGUUCCGCUCCAUCUUCCACUCCGUGAAGGCCGAGAAUGACUUCAAAGAAUUUGUUGUGUUGGAGGACAACACGUCGAGCGCAACCACAUCGGCAUCAGCAACUGUUGCAGUGACUGCGGCAGCGAUAGCGGUGGCCCCGGCUGGCCAGAACGACGCUGAAAGCACGGCAACACGACCUCGCCGUUCCAGAGCAACGAGGACCAGGCGGAGUCAGAGAGCUCAAGACCCCGCCCCUUCUGCUUCUUCGGUGGAUGGCGUGGCUCUGGAUCACGCGACUUUGGUGCAGAGAGAUCCAGCUUGCCUGCGGCAGCUGCUGCCAUGGCUACGCCGAGAGCGAGUCAUGGGAGCCAAUCCCAGUGAGCUCCGCCCCUUCCUGCUGGCACGCACUGACCACAUCCUGCACGAGCUGGUGAGCUUUGCACGCUCCAUCGAGGCCAUGCAGUGUCCCCCGACCCCAAGCUAUGAGGAGGACAGCGGCUCACAGUCAUCUAUAAUCAACAUCUCAGAGGAUGAUGAUAGCGAGGAGGCAGACGUUACCGAGGACACCACCCAGGAGCGGGUACCCCCGGUUCCCAUGGCAACCAGCAGCGAAAUCUCUCUCAGCCAAUCUGCUUGGGACGACGAGACUCCAGGCCCCUCCUACUCCACCCUCGGUCAUCCACAAACGGAGGAGGUGGAGCCUGAGGGGAACCAAUUAGGAGGAACCGGUUCUGCCACAGAACAGCGUGAGCACAACGAUGACGACAACGACGAAGACGAGUGUAUGAUCGUGGGUUACGUGAAGCCAAUGGCUGAACGAACUCCAGAACUCGUGCAGCUCUCAUCUGACUCCACGGAGGAGGAGGAGGCGGGGAACGAGAACGAGGCGGCUGUCAUGCAGCCAGUAAUGAAGGCAGAGUUGUCACUGCCAUCUCAAGAGCAGGCUCCACUCUCCCCGAAGCCAUAUCCCUCCACCUCGCACACGGAGAGAGGAGACGACCUGGAGCAGUCGCGAGAGCAAGAUCCUGGGAAGCUCUCACAUCACAGGAGGAAGCACCACACUCUGAGGCGCGGCUUUAGGAAAACGUCGCACUCGCUUUCAGGGUCACGUUCGCAGACGAGCAGUGAGAGUUCCCCCCCUAGUGGACAUUCUAUAAAAAUCGGCAGAUCGCAUGUAAGAUUGAGCUGCGGAGAACCAAGGAGGCACUUAUCAGGGCGGAGCCCCGCCGUAAUCGCCGAAAAAGGCUGCUCCUCAUCGGAGGAGCUCUUUCCAACUCGUUCCAUUUCCACACGGGACAAAUCGUCCAAGUCUUUCUCCGCAUGGGAUUCGCCCGGUCACGACGGCGAGCGCAAAAAGAAGAGGAGGAAGAGGAGGAGAGAGAGAGAAACCGAGAGGAGUAGAUCUCCUCAUCGAGACUCACGGCAUCGCCAUGGUGACCGUGAGCUCUGGCUUCGUAGCAGCUGCAGCAGCAGCAGCGAUGCGGAUUCGCACCGGGAAAAACCUGCCGGGAAACGUAAAUACAAAACGCGGCACCUUGAGAGAACGGCUUGCCGUCGGAGCAGCGGGAAAUCGAGGGAGCGGGAGCGAAGUCCGAGUGUGGAAAUCAUCUUCGAGCGCCGGGCCCCGGAUGCACACUCCAGGGGCAGGAGGCGCAGAAAGAGGAGUCGGAGAAAAGAAAGAGAACAGAACUCACCUACUGUUAUCACUAUAGACAGCGACAGCGGCAGCGAUCGCACAGCUGACCGGCAGAACAAUCUCGUGGAUGAUGACAGAGACGACGUAGCUAACGAUCACGCUGUCGAAUACCAAGAUCACACCGCUGACGACAAUGAGCGCGUUACGGACUUCAGCGAUCACACCAUCGAUUAUCAGGAACGGCUCGCUGAGUUUAGCGAUCGUACUGCCGAUGACAAAGACUGCGUUACAGACAGGAGAAAUGGCACCGAUGACUACAGACGUGGUGUUCAGAAGGUUAGCGAUCAGGCCGCUGAGCAUCAAGACCACACUGCAGAUGUUCGCAGUCACGCUGCUGAUUAUAAACACAGUGUGACGCAGGAUAACAGUAACAGCGCUGACUAUAAAAAGGUAAGCGGUUACACUCCAGACUCUAAACGCCGUGCUGCAGAGGUUACCGAUCGCACCACUGACUAUCAGGAGUCGCUUCUGGACAUUGACGACAGUCCUGACGAUUUUCAGGACUCCGUUACGGAGAUCAGGAACCGAGGCGAGUCAACUGCGAGUCUUUUGGACAUGCUGAACCUGGAGCAGUGCUUGGUGGACGUGGUGCAGCCAAUCAGGAGAGUCGAGGACGACAGCCACAGGGCAGCGACUCCGCUCUCGGACACGCAGCUGCUGGAACUAGAGGACAGUCUGUUGGGGGAGGGGCAAGGGGCGCUUAGGAAUGGCACCGUGGACCAACAGGAGGCGGGGUUUAUGGCUCACACGGACCCAUCUGAGACGGAGCAUGAGAGGGACUCGCGUAUUAGUGAACCCUGAUGUAUAGAACUAUACAUACACACACACACACGUAUGUGCAUUUGUAUAUGAGACUUUGUCGACCCAGGUUAAUUAUCAAAGCUGUUUUUUUUAAAAAUUCUUUUUCAUGUUUUUUUGUUUGUUGUGUUUUAAAAGUUAAGCCAAGUGUGCAGGAAACAUUUAAAUUUUUUAUUAUUGUCAUUGUUUUAGUAUUUAUAAUGCCUGUGAUGAAGUGAAUAAAAGUUAAUAACCUGCUGUGCCACAACACACGUACAGUACACACACGUACACGUUACACAAUACACAUUUGUCUGUCUUAAACUCAGGGAACUUGUGGCAAGUGUCCACUUCCUUAAUAACCACCAUGCCUCUUACAUUCUGUGUGUGUGUGUGUGUGUGUGUGUGUGUGUGUGUGUGUGUGUGUGUGUCUGGACUGUGUCGGUCUCUUUGACUGUACAGUGGCGAAAUGAUCAAAACCAAUGGUGCAAACAAUAAAAUAACAAAGCAAACGA
Molecule: messenger RNA, 3439 nt
Organism: Ictalurus punctatus (channel catfish)
Lineage: Eukaryota; Metazoa; Chordata; Actinopteri; Siluriformes; Ictaluridae
Product: E3 ubiquitin-protein ligase Topors
Exons: 3
Coding region: 231-2948 (905 amino acids)
Biological process (GO): protein polyubiquitination; protein monoubiquitination
Molecular function (GO): metal ion binding; ubiquitin protein ligase activity
Source: RefSeq, a predicted model, not a curated record